AUGCAACCUGGCUACCUCAGAAAAGAAAUCACGGAGGAUAAAAAUAACUUUCUGGAAUUUCCAGGUUUCCGCUUCCCAUCUAACUUUCCAUUUCAUCCCUUUCUACCUCGACAGGCACUUCCAAUUCUUCAUCAUCCUCUUCAUCUUCCUCCUCAUCUCCAUCCACAACUUUCCACUUCCGGAUUGCAAUCUAUUUUUAAAUCCAUGAUGGCCUCAGCUCAAUGUAACAGCAGCAGUAGACUUCCGGCAAUGGCCACAAUGCGGCAGCUGUAUGUCACAGCUGCUCAGCAGAUGUUGCUGCUACAACAACAACAUCAUCAGCAGCAACAGCAGCUACAACAACAACAUCUACUACAGCAACAUCAGCAACAUUGUUAUCAGAAUAAUAACAAUUCGGCUAAUGAUUCAGCAAACAACAUCAACAACAUCAACAACAACAACACCGAUGAUGAGAGCCAAGAUAAUGACGACGACGAUGACAAUAAUAAUAAUGAUGAUGACGUCACGAUGAUGACGACGGCGACAAUGAUGAAAAGUGAACUGAAAUUUCGAGAACGUCUGUUCGGAGAUAAAUUAGUCUAG
Molecule: messenger RNA, 582 nt
Organism: Helobdella robusta
Lineage: Eukaryota; Metazoa; Annelida; Clitellata; Rhynchobdellida; Glossiphoniidae
Exons: 2
Coding region: 1-582 (193 amino acids)
Source: RefSeq, a predicted model, not a curated record